Molecule: messenger RNA, 3087 nt
Organism: Mercurialis annua (annual mercury)
Lineage: Eukaryota; Viridiplantae; Streptophyta; Magnoliopsida; Malpighiales; Euphorbiaceae
Product: BTB/POZ domain-containing protein At1g30440
Exons: 4
Coding region: 937-2838 (633 amino acids)
Molecular function (GO): protein binding
Source: RefSeq, a predicted model, not a curated record
UAUAAGAUUUUAAAGAUUCUCUCUUUAAACCCAUUUUCCAGAACUGUAAUGAGUGUGUUUUAAGCAAUUGGACCCACAUGGUGAGCCUAAGUUUAAGCCUAUGUAUUUUAUAGUUAUCUAGAUAGCACGGAAACGGAAAAACACAACACUUAAACACGGACACGACGAAACCGUAUUAUUUUAAGAUUUUUUAUGUGAAAAAUGGAACAUCGAGGGUGCGAAUUGAUUGAAUGAAAUGUGCGUACUAUCUAUUUAGUGAUAGAAAGAGAAGGAAAGUUGUUUCCUUUUUCAGCUUUUAUGUUCUUGGCUCUCAUCAUUUAAAGUUGAAACCCCAUCUUAUGUUCACAAAUUUCAAGUCUUUUUGGCAUUGUAUAUCAUUACAUUGCAGACAUAAUAUAAAUCUUUUGUGGGUUUAAUCAAACAGUGGCUCAGUUGUUGUCUAUUCUUUAAUGGGUAUUUAUUGAGUGGUUUUGGUAAUUAACUUACAAAUUCUUGUUUUUGGAAUCUUGAUUCAUUGUUGGUAGGUGUAUUAAUUUAGUCCAUAGUUGGUAAUAUUUUGUUUUUUGAAGUAGGAAAUUUUGAAAGAGUUGACCUAAAGUUAUUGUCUUGUUUUUGUUGACAAGAGUUCAAAGUUGGUGUCUUGAUUUGAGUUGCUGUUGAAUUUUUUGUGGGUUUGGACAGGAUUUUUGGAGUUUUUCUUGAAGUGGGUAUGUGUUAAUGGAGUGGUUUUUUUGUGUUUUUAGAAGGUUGUAAGAUUGCUGAGUCUUUGUGUAGAUUAGGGGUUGAUUUUUAGCCAAGUAUUAGGGAAAAGAGCUGCAUUUUGAUACCAAUUCAAGUUCUUUGAAGAUUUGGCUUUGAUUUGACAGUGGUGCUUAAGUAUAAAGUUCAUUUGAUUUGGAAUUUCUUGGCUUUUUGAGGGUUUGUUGGUUGUAGAAAAUGGCUUGUAUGAAACUGGGAUCUAAAAGUGAUGCUUUCCAUAGGCAAGGGCAGGCCUGGUUCUGCACAACUGGGCUUCCUAGUGAUAUAAUUGUGGAAGUUGGGGAAAUGUCAUUCCAUCUUCAUAAGUUUCCUUUGCUUUCUAGAAGUGGGGGUCUAGAAAGGUUGAUCGCAGAAGCAUCAGAAGAAGGAGAUGAAAAAUGUGUAAUAAAUCUCCCAGACAUUCCUGGUGGGGCCAAAACAUUUGAACUUUUGGCCAAGUUCUGCUACGGUGUGAAACUUGAACUUACUUCCUCAAAUGUUGUGUACCUUCGAUGUGCUGCUGAACAUCUCGAAAUGACCGAGGAAUAUGGGGAAGACAAUCUAAUCAUGCAGACUGAGACCUUUCUUAAUCAAGUAGUCCUUCGCAAUUGGAAAGACUCCUUGAAAGCACUGCAAACUUGUGAUGAUAUUCUUCCAUAUGCUGAAGAACUUCACAUUACAAAGAAGUGUAUCGAAUCAUUAGCCACAAAAGCAUGCACUGACCCAAAUCUAUUUGGAUGGCCGAUGAUGGAGCAUGGACCCAUGCAGAGCCCUGGUGGGAGCGUCUUGUGGAAUGGGAUAAGCACAGGGGCUCGGCCAAAAAAUUCCAGCUCAGAUUGGUGGUAUGAGGAUGUCUCAAUUUUAAGUUUACCUCUCUAUAAGAGGUUGAUCUCGGUAAUGGAAUCUCGUGGCAUCAGACAAGAGAUUCUCGCUGGAUCCCUUGCUUUCUAUGCAAAAAGGUACCUUCCUGGUUUGAAUCGGCGCCAAGCUGCCAGUGAGUCUAGUUCCCGUUCAAUUCCAUUGGCUUUGGCUCAACUGUCAGAAGAAGACCAGAAGAUUUUAUUGGAGGAUAUUGAUAGAUUGCUGCCUAUGCAGAAAGGUCUAGUCACAACCAAGUUCCUAUUUGGUCUACUUCGGACAGCAUUGAUUUUAAAAGCAAGCCCCUCGUGUAUAUCAACCUUGGAGAAAAGAAUUGGAAUGCAGCUUGAUCAAGCAACACUAGAAGAUCUUUUGAUGCCCAAUUUCUCUUAUUCCAUGGAGACUCUUUACAAUGUUGACUGUGUCCAGCGGAUAGUUGAACACUUUCUUGCCCUGGAUCAAAUCACUGGCGGGGCCUCUCCAUGCUCAGUCGAUGACGAGCAGUUGAUUGGAUCACCAUCAUUAACACCAAUUACAAUGGUGGCCAAACUGAUUGAUGGAUAUCUUGCAGAGGUUGCCCCUGAUGUGAAUUUGAAGCUUCCCAAGUUUCAGGCUCUUGCUGCUGCUGUUCCCGAGUAUGCAAGGCCUCUCGAUGAUGGUCUUUAUCGUGCCAUAGACAUCUAUCUAAAGUCACACCCAUGGUUGGCGGAGUCUGAUAGGGAGCAGCUUUGCAGGUUGAUGGACUGCCAGAAGCUCUCACUGGAAGCAUGCACUCAUGCUGCGCAGAAUGAGAGACUGCCACUAAGGAUAAUAGUCCAAGUUCUCUUCUUCGAGCAGCUUCAACUGAGGACUUCAAUUGCCGGCUGCUUUCUAGUUUCAGACAAUCUCGACGGGUCGAGACAGUUAAGAAGUGGCUUAGCUGGGUCUACGGAGGGAGGAGGCUGGGUCACGGCUGUUAGAGAGAAUCAGGUUUUGAAGGUGGGAAUGGAUAAUAUGAGAAUGCGCGUUUCUGAGCUUGAGAAGGAAUGUUCGAGCAUGAGGCAGGAGAUCGAAAAGUUGGGUAAAUCAAAAGGUUCCAGCACAUGGGGAAACGUGUCGAAGAAAUUCGGGUUUAAGAUGAAGUCGCAGAUGUGCAGUGCUCAAGAGGGCUCUAUCAGCAACCAAAAUAACGUUAGUGCUAAAGCUGUGAAGGCAAAAGAUAGGCAUGGAAAGCACAAGAAAAGCUUAUCUCCUGAUCGGUAAGACGUGAUAACGUUUCGUUCUUCUCCUUUCCGACUUGUUUAUUUAUCCAUUCCAAAUUGUAAUUGUUAUUAGUUGUACUUGCUAACUGUUAGUUCAGAAACUAAAGUUCUAUCUCCUUGUUUGUGUCAUUCCAGUUUAAUAUGCUUUUCGCUUUAGUGUUUCUUCCUUGUAAUGUAGAGGGAACCCAAAAGAAAAUAGUAACUUGGAGUUCUUGUAACAUUGGUAAUGAAUUAUGUCUCUUUAAAUCCA